AUGGGGAACUACGCUCAUGAAGUGAGGCUUGCCUGUAUGAACAGGUUUUCGAUGUCUCCACGUCGACCUCGACCUCCUAGGAGUCGCUCCCGUUCACAGCCUAGCGAGGAAGAAGUUCCCACAACAUCCUCCCCUCCAGCGGCAUCCUUUUUCGGGGUCGAGUUCCCCACGGGCAGUCUCCCUCCUCAUGCCACUACUGGUUGUAGCAGGGAAGUCUUUUCUUCGGCUUCCAUCAGGCAGGCUAUUGGUCCACUCCCUCAGUUUGACAGAGAUCGCUCCGAUGAAUCCUGUCGUUUGAUACGGGAUGGAGGGCUUCAUUGCUUACGCCAGCUGAUUACGGAUGCUUCUUUUACUGCGGAUUCCGUUUCUACUCGGGCUUUAAAGAAGCCUAGUUUUCUGUUUGGAGAUCAUAUUGAGGAUCCUGCUAAGUUAAUUCUUACCGAGGAGCAUUGGCUGAAUCUUGAUGAAGGAGCUCUCCUGUAUAUUCCCUCCAUUCCUCGUCAGUGUUCUUUCAUUCAUUUAGAGGGACAGGCCGUAGAGAGACAGAUGCCCUGGCGUCUUACUGAAGAUGCUAAUCGAGUUCAGUGUGGAUAUACAUCCCAACAUAAGACUCCUGGUUCUAUUGGGUAUCAUUACAUCCGCGGUCUUCGAUCAGGGAUUAUGGGUCUUAAUACUGCACCCCCAGGCGAGGUAUCAGCAGCCGCUCCUACCGUGAAGAACCGUCUGGCUCAUCUUGGGAGGAGAUUACCUCCACCAGACUUUAGAUGCUAUGAUUGGGCUUUCUCACAACCCAAGGCAUGGUGGACACGCAUGACCAGUUACGUCUUAGGGCGCUGGGAGAAGGAUUUGAAGAGCAGUAGAUUAUACUCACCUAUACGAGCCACCAUGUAUGGGCUGCCAGUCAGCUGUCGCCAUUUCUUGGCAUUGUUGGAGACAUACAUGCCCGACAGUAACACAUUCCUGACCAGCGGCGGAGAGUUAGGGUUGGCCUUGCAUGAGAUGUAUCAGGUUUCUGGCCUUCCGAUGGGGGACUGUCCAUACCAGGAGUACUUUCCCUCGAACUAGCAAUUGGAGUGGUUGAAGAAAGAUGCUCCCGAUAUGUACGAUACUCUUUGGGACCUCACCUGCCAUUAUCAUACCUCUCUGAUCACGGUUUCUACUCAAGCAAAGAGGAAAAAGCAGAUCAGCUUGAAGCAGUUUGCUGUCUAUUUGUUCCAGA
Molecule: messenger RNA, 1219 nt
Organism: Asparagus officinalis (garden asparagus)
Lineage: Eukaryota; Viridiplantae; Streptophyta; Magnoliopsida; Asparagales; Asparagaceae
Exons: 3
Coding region: 1-1065 (354 amino acids)
Source: RefSeq, a predicted model, not a curated record